AGAGUUGUGAGAAGACUUCCCUUAGCAACCGGCAGAACCAAACUCCCACUUCUGAAGAAGCAGCAGCAGCUCUUACACUUCAAGCCUUCUGGAGAGGGACCUAUGUUAGGAAAGUAAUGAACAGCAGAAAACCAGGUACUAAAGAAAACACUAACGUCAAAGAAACCUUGCAAAAAUUGUGGACUGUGAUUGAGUUAGAUUUUGAACAGUGUGCUGUAAUGCUGUUAAGAGAAAUGUUUAAAAGAAACAGUAAGUCAAUUGAAAAGUUUCCUUGUUAUGAAGAUGAAUGGUGUAAGAUCUCUUUUGCUGACUAUGCUGUAACGUAUGCCGAUCAGCCACCAAAUGUGUGGUUUGUCGUUUUUAGAGAAAUAUUUAUUGUUCCAGAAGACAUGCUUGUAGUGCCAAAGAUGUAUACCACUAUCCCUUCCUGUAGACUUCAUGUCAUUGACAAUGACACACUGGAGGAAAUGCCACAUGUCUUUUUCAAAGUGGCACCUUGUGUUUAUCCCAGAAAUAAGAAAGGAUACACAUUUAUGGCUGAAGCAUGUACUGGUGACCUACCUAUGGCAGCUGGAAGAUGGAAGCUCCGGCUCAUCGGUUCUCGUAGUCCACUCCCAGUUCUCUCUCGUGAGGCUGUAAAUAAUGUCUAUUCUACUAAAGAAAUUAAAGAGUAUUACAUACCCAAUGACAAGCAUGUAAUGUUCAGGUAUUCAGUAAAAGUCACAGCGUCACAUAUUGCUACAGUGCAGGUACAAACCUCUAAAUCAGAUGUGUUCAUUAAACUUCAAGUCCUAGAUAAUGAGGAAGAAAUUGUGAGUGUCACUGGAAAGGGCCAUGCAGUCAUCCCUGCUUUUCAUUUCUUGAGUAAUGAAAUGCUUUUGAGUUCCCACUCAAGCAAAACCCAGGUUAUUCAAAGUAGUAUGAAGAAGGAAUCAGAAACUGGAGGAUCCAAAAAAAAAGGUCAUAUUUCAUCUUCAAAGGACACCAAAACUUCUUUCAAGCCCGGACUUGUACGAGAAGAUCCAGCUAUAUUAGAAGAUGAAUCUUUUCUCUUGGAAAACUUUCAAGAUAAUGAUGGAAGUCCACAACAAUCUCACAAGUACGUCAUACAAGCAUUGGUGCUAUAUAAUAGUUGGCCACUUACUGAGAGUCAGUCUCUGUUUGUUCAGGCACUGAAAGAAAUGGAGAAAAAUGAAAUUAAAGGUUGGUUCGAUCUAAUACAGGAAAAGCAUGAGGAGCACAGCUUUCCCCUAAUGCUCAAUUAUUUUGAAGGACAAAAGUCUGCAAGUGUUCCUAAACCAAGCAGAAGAGCAAAAGAUAAAGCAUCUGAGAAGUCAGAGAAAGAAAAGUCCAAUAAAGAACGAGGAUCACUUGUAUCUGUUGCAUCUCGACCUGAAUCUCAGCAAGCUGCUUCAAACAAACCAUACUGGACUUUGCGUCUAGUUAGUGAACAAAGAGAGGCAGACGUUCUAGAGGUGAAGAAAGACACCCAGCGAGCAGAUGAGAUCAAAGCCAUGAAACAAGCAUGGGAGUCUGCAGAGCCAGGAAGAGCUGUAAAGGCUUUUCAGGAACGCAUGCGGUUUAUUAAUAAGUAUGCUGUGAGAGAUUCAGAGGAGCCCAUAGCUGGGGCUGAGACUGACAGUUUAACACCUGGUUCAGGAGAAAGAGGUAAGGAUUCUCUUAUCACAGGAAAGAAAGCAUCACAAGCAGCUAUGGACUCAAGCUUACAAACACAGCAAAAAAAAUGGGAUCCUAUAGACCUUAGUCCUUACAUGAGAAAAACAAUGUCUAAGUCUGUGCUAAGAAAUGAGUCUAUCAUUCAACAGCAAGAGAUACAUAAAACGGAAAAAAUCAACCAUUUUAGGGAACUUCGAGAGCUGGCUUUGGAACAAAGAGAAAAAGAACAAAAUGCCAGAUCUUUAUUGAAGCAAAAUAUACUUGAGAUGUAUGAGAAUCUGCAGGCAUCCUUAGAUGAAACACGAGGCAGAGUUCACAGGAUUCGGGAAGCAUACCGAAGUGCGCUGCUAGAGGCCGAGUGCAGAAAACAAGAAGAGCUGGCAGCUCAUGAGGCAGUCCUGCAAGCGGAGCAAGAGAAGAAAACCCUGAAUGCACACAAAAAAAAGCAAGGAAAGGGCUUAGGGAAAAAAAAGUAG
Molecule: messenger RNA, 2153 nt
Organism: Phaethon lepturus (White-tailed tropicbird)
Lineage: Eukaryota; Metazoa; Chordata; Aves; Phaethontiformes; Phaethontidae
Product: androglobin-like
Exons: 14
Molecular function (GO): protein binding
Source: RefSeq, a predicted model, not a curated record